AUGGAGGUGGCAGCGACGGAGGCUGCAGGGUAUAUCUACUACCGUAGACUUCGGGGCAGCCUGGGCAAGCCUGACAUCUGGGAUGCUCUGACGAGUGCUGAGAAGCUUGAGUUUGUGCCGACGAACCCUGUCCAGAUGCUGCGAGCUCAGACGGAGGCAUGGCACCGGCUCUUGGAGCCACUUAACAUACAGCCUGUUUGGUCAGAGCCGCUCCCGGACGAGACAGGCAGGCCGUGCCUAGAGCACCUCGAGCCUCAGGAGCUGCAGUUGCUCUGCUGCCUGCUUCGCACUGCCCCGUCCGUGUUCCGCAGGUGUGAGGAGCCAUUGAGUCGUAUGCUCCUGGAUGUCGACCCUGCAGCCAAACCCGAGCAAGAGUUGCCCAUCCCUGCCAGAUCUCUUCCGUCUCCUUGCCGAGCAAGACCAAUGAAUGCGGAGACAUGCAUGUCCAUCGAGGAGGCGCUGCUGAAGCCCUAUCCGAUGACCCAGCCCGUUUGGGGGCAGCAGAUGGACUGGGGGACUUGCUUGCACAGCUUGGUGCAGGCGUGCAGGGGGGUUUGGGGGAUUCAUUGGCCCAGAGAAUGCAUUCUGCUGUGUGGCACGGCGGCCGAGCUGCUGGAACCUUUUCGUCUCCAAAAAUCUGCGAAGCACGUCUUGUGUGUGCUCAGCACCGAGACACAUUGGUCUCUAGCGGCUGGUCGACGAGGCCAGAAAGAGUUCCUGAUCAUGGACAGUCUUCAGUUGCCAGCCACCUUGGACUUGGCCGCGGCUGUGGCAGAGCACGCAAGUGAACGUUGGGGGCAGGAGAUGAUUGUCCUGCCUCUCAAGGUGCCGAGGCAGGAGGACUCUUGGUCCUGCGGUCAUCGUGUGCUGAGUGCCGCCCGGUGGGUGCUGAGCGAACGAUGCAGCUCGUGGCCACUGCAGCCCGUGGCCGGCUGCUUCGCUUGGACGGACCCUACGGAAGGUGUCAAGGAGGAGGAGAAGCCUACAGCAGGUGCCACGGAGGACAUGGAGGACGAGGAGCCUGGGGCAAGUGGCAGGGAGGGUGAGGAGGACGAUGCGGACGAGGAGCUGCCACCCAAGUCGGGCCAGAAGCGGGCCAUCGUCAUGGAAGAGGACGACGAGGAUGAUCUGGAGCCAGCAGGGCAGUCUCGGAAACGGAAGCGCAAGCCCACCGCCAAGCAGCAAGCACAGCAAGCCCUCAACGAGGCCAAGAAAAAGGCUGCCGAUGGGGGGGUGACUUUCAACAGGAACUUUCAGUCGGUGCACAGCCGCAACAAGGAUGCAGUUCCGGAGGGGCAUUGGCUGAAGUUCUUGCAGGCUCUUGGCAAGAAGAGCUGCAUGUCUUGUAAGUCGUGCCGACAGCUACGUGACAUGAUCGAGGCUCCUCAUGCCGGCGAAGACAAGCCUCCUCCUGCUGACCAAGUCGUGCCUGUACAGGCCCAGGAGGCUUUGGUGCCUGCGAAGCCGUAUGCUGGACGUGGCCGGCCACCGGCCGGGUCUGCAGUUGCCUCUUUGGAGACAUGGUUGGAUCGAGAGAGGCCCGGCAUCUACACGCACGUCACUGGCAGUGUCUGGUUUUGCCGAGCAUGCAAGAUCGAGUGCAACUUUCAGAGACAGAGCCAGUCCGGUCAGAAGUGCGUCAAGGGCCAUGAAGGUGCAACGCACCUCAGGAUGCUGCGAUGUAUGCAGACUCCGGAUGCCAAGCCUGAGAAGUGCCAUGGGGUUCGUCUCGGCCACGGAGACGAGCCGUCCCUGGACAGGUUUCAAGACUCCAUCGAGUCCUGGGUGAAGGCUGGGAUGCUGCGCACAGUGGACUCCAAGCAUCCCGACAAGGACCCUUUGGAGCUGUGCAGCUGGUGCUGGGAGCAGGAGGUCUUGGUCCUGAAAUCCAGAGCUUGCAAGGGUGACGGCCCCAUAUGUCAGGAGUGCCGCAACACAGCCAGCCGGGCCAUGCUGCACCGAGCCAUCUGCAAAUGGGCCUGCAUCAUCGACUCGGCCCUCCUAGCCAGGCAGGUGGUGUAUGGAGGCCGCGAGGAUGUGUUGAAGGUCAAGGAGAAGAUGCUGAGCUCCGACUACUACACCUGGAAUGACAUCCGCGCCGAGGUUGACCGGUAUGUGGGGAUCGAGGACCUCCUGUCCCUUCUGACGGCGAUCAAGAGGAGGAUGUGCUGCAUCAAUUAUGGCCUCCGAACAAAGGCCCUGUGUGAAUGGUUGGAGGUGAACAUCCAGGACUUGCAGUACACCGAUGCACCCGAGGCAGAGAUGCAGGCCAUGAAGCAGCUCUGCAGCCAGUUCCAGGGCAACAUCUUGGAUGGCAGUGUGCAGAAGCAAGACCUGCAGGUGGCCGCGAAAAUAGCCGCAGGAGGUCUAGCCUCCAAUCGGAUCCUGGGAUGCUUGGUGCAUUCGUUCUUCGAGAUGCAGGCUCGGAUGGAGAAAGGCCACACGGCCCGCACCGGCAGCAGCAAACAUCUCGACAAGGAGACCUUCGACGAGAUCUACUUCAUGUUGGGGGUGUCGGCCCAAUCUAAGGAACUACUAGCCAACUUCGGCGUAUCCUUGGGCCGAAAAGCCAAGCUAGACUUCCAGCACCCCAUGCUGCCGUGGCCCUUCCUCUCCAUGGAAUCCAAGAAAACCCUCGACCACAAUGCAGAUGCUAUCGUGGAGAGGUUGCGGGUGCACCAGACCAGGUCCUACUUCCUGUCGGUCGAUGAGACCUAUUGGCAUCCGAGCUGGCAGGUGAUCUCUGGGUUGUGUGGAGCCGACACUCGGACGGUGAUCGGGGGAUACUGGACCUCAGAUCCUGAGGACUGCUUUGCCAAGCUCUCCAGUGCCAAGGGUUUGCAAGACUCCCGGAAAGCUAGGAUGUCAGUCCACUACACGGUCAGCCGGGCAGACACAUUACAGCAGAGCUACGACGCUUGCAUGGUGCCGGUGAAGGCAAAGGACGGCGAGAAGAGCAGGAACCAGCUGGAAAUAUGUGGACGGCUGUUCGAGGCCUUUGCCCGACGAAAUGCCGACAGCAUACCCAUCGGUAUAGCGUACGAUGGAGGGUCUACGAAUGCAGACCUCUCCAAACUCACCCUGGGCCUCCUCAGCAAGCAGGCUUUGGCUGCAUCAACAUUUUGGUGCAGCUGCAAUUACGAAUCCAUGCAGCUCAAGCACAUGCCUUUCCAGAUCUUGGCGUACAAAGGCAACCCCAUCUUCGGAUCCCAAGAUUCGUUACAUUUCUUGAAGCGUUUUUCGCUUCACCAUUGUUCGGGGACUCGAACUGUGGCUUGGGGCUCCUUCACAGUGGAUUUAAGCUGCAUGCUGUGUCGUGGACUCCCAUGGAAGGCUUUCGUAGGAAGCGACAGCAUGUGUGACAAAGAUGCGGCCAUGCGUCUGAAUGCAAGGUUCCUUCGCUCGACAUGGGAUUGUGCAGGAUGUCAUGUCUAUGCACUCGUGGCAUCCCUUUUGUCCAGCCUGGGCCAGGGAUCUGAUGGGCUGCCGGCGAGCUCGAGAUUCUUCACAGCCUCCAGCUGCUACUACAUGCUGCUCUUGAAUCUCCAGGCGGCACGGCUUCGGCACGGAAGCUCUUGGAAGGAAAGGUUCCUUCCCUUGACAACCAUCCGCAUCGGCAUCAGGGUUUGUGUCCACGCAAUGCAAGUCUGCAUGCGGCUUCCCGAGACUUGCUCGCUGCGGGCUUCCAGGUUCCAGGAGCGGGCAUCGGAGCUUUUUUUCUCGAGGGCCAAGAAGGACUACAGAGGCAGCCCCUCGUGCAGGGAUGGCAUUCUGGGAGUGCACAAGACACACUUGAGCCAACUCAGGGAGGACAUCGCCCCGCCCAAGGUAAAUCAUGACGUGGUGAGUUUGGAGCAUGCGCAACGCCUGCAUGCAGAGGCCUUCGCACAGACCUGCUUGUUUCAGUCUUGGAUCAGCGUGGGAACAACGAGGGCCGUCAUUGCAUCCAACUUCGACCUGUGGUAUCGAACCGAGGGCAAAAAGCUCAUCGUCGGCGCUGCGGGGUCGCAAGACGAUGAGGCCGAGGAGGAGCCUGCAGAGGAGUCCGAUGACGAGGAGUUGGCCAUGGAUCUUGGGAUGCACGAGAGCCUCCCUCCGGAGGAGAAGACCAUGGAUGAGUCCCAGGCAGAGGUUGUUGCAGCCUUGCAUGCCGUGGAGGACCACAAGGCCAUGAAGGAAUGUCUGCUAGCAUUGGCCAGUGAAGAGCCUGCAACGAAGCCGGCAGAUGCAAAAGAGGCAGCACCCGAGGAGCUCAACGGCGAGACGGACUGCAACAGCUGGCGAAAAAUGCUGCAGCAGUGGUCGGAUUCGGAGGAGAUGGAGAUGACCGAUGCCAGCUCCUACCAGGCAGCCCUUGACCGCAUCCACUGCAUGCUGCCACGGAUGAGGGCCUUCAUUGAAUCGAUCAGGCUGCGGGAAGGCCUGCUCGGCAAAGCCCAGAUCCACGGGCAGACCAAGGAGUUGUCUCCGUGGCACAGCCUGCAGCACGAGUUGGCGGUCGCCCGCGAAGCAUCACUGGAGUGCGGGAGUCGGCAGGCCAGAUCUGUUGCAUGGCAGCAGGUGGCUGCCAAGGCACUGCAAGAGACCCAUGGGCCAGGCAUUGCCGAGGGAGACAGCAUCGUCAAGCUACAUGUUUUCUUUACCUUAGCUUCCUUUUCCUUUGUUUUGUUGCAGCACCUGUGUCCGAGGAAGCGGGGAGAGAAGCCGCAGGUGGUGGUCUACGUGACCACCGAGAAAUCCGAGACACGGGUCAACUUGGCUCUCGUGCUGACGGUGUUCCGGGGAGCCCUGCUGAAAGGCAAUGACAAAGCAGCUCGAAAGCUGAAGGUGUCUAAGCCAGCUGUGUAUGCCUUGCCCGUGCAGAGCGUCAGCAAGUGCAGGGUGCUCCACUUGACAGAGACCGGCCACCUCAAGUACUUCGCCUGUGCUUUGAGCCCCUGCGAGCUUGUGUGCCCAGCGACCCGCAUCAUAGGGCACCUGCCAUCUGCCACAUGUGAGAUGUCCGAGAUGAAGAUCCGUGUCAGCAUCACCGAAGCUGCACACCAGCAGAUGCAGGCCCUUCAGGAGAAGCCCGAGCUCCUAGCGGCAGCGCCGAGCACUGCAGUCGACGACGCCGGUGAACAGGAUGGCGUCGCGGAGUUCCAGAGCGAGCAGCAGACGUACAGCGCCUCGGACUUCACAAACUCGAUUGCAGGCUCGCAGAAGAUCACGGCUUUCUUGAGAACGCUGCCUAAGCAGUGGGGCGACAGGGGCGUGCCGAUCAUUGAUGAGCAGAGCAUGGUCAAGGUGCAAGGCACGGAUCACCCCUGGGAUCACAUCUGCCGUCGUGCCCCAGAAUAUCUGGACAAUGUGUACAGCGGCCCGACGAAAGGAUACGGCAAAUUCGUGGUUGGCCAGCUUAUGCAGAUCAUCCCCACAGGGGACCUCCAAGGAGCGAAAAAACGCUUGAAGGAGAUGCUGGUCAAGCUGGUGGCCAACAGCCUGCCAGUGCCCAUGCCUCGGCCGGAAACCGCCGCCACGUCAAGAGUUGAACUGUUGGGUUUAGUCUGA
This is a messenger RNA of Symbiodinium sp. CCMP2456, 5550 nucleotides long. The record is from the annotation of a GenBank genome assembly. NCBI's taxonomy places the organism in Eukaryota, Dinophyceae, Suessiales, Symbiodiniaceae.